AUGCUCUCGUGUGACGAUCUGCUGAUUGACGUUUCAUCUCCAAGAAGACUGCGGUUCAAAGUGUUGGACUCCGGCAAACUCAGUGUUUCCUGGAAGGAGCCAAAAGGAGAAUUUGAGAGCUAUCGACUAACGUACACCACAGACGCAGGUGGCACAGAGAAUGAGAUGCAGUUGUCUAAAGAUGAGGGGAAGGCGGUCAUUGAAACCUUUGACCCCAGUAAAGAAUACACCUUUAAGGUUUUUGCCAUUAAUGGAAAGCAGCAGAGCAGACCACUCCAGGGAGCGUUCAAAGGUAAGAUCCUGAAGAUUUAGGAGGUGAGCCCUCUCACACACACACACACACACACAUCUUCCCCCCCCCUCUCUCUCUCUGUCUCAGCGGUGGAUUUGUUUAUGUGUAAGACUCCUGCGAUAGCCGACAUCGUGAUUCUGGUGGAUGGAUCAUGGAGUAUCGGGAGGAUUAAUUUCCGCCUGGUUCGCCUGUUUCUGGAGAGCCUGGUUAACGCCUUCUCUGUGGGUAUCGAUCAGACACGAAUCGGUUUGGCGCAGUACAGUGGGGAUCCGAGGAUAGAGUGGCAUUUGAACACACACAGUACUAAAGAGGCUGUUGUAGAUGCGGUGAAGAACCUGCCGUAUAAGGGAGGAAACACACUCACAGGGCUCGCACUCACGUACAUUCUGGAGAACAGCUUCAAACCGGAGUCAGGAUCUCGGCCCGGGGUUCCCAAAGUGGGAAUUCUGAUCACAGAUGGGAAGUCUCAGGAUGAUGUUAUUCCGCCAGCUCAGAGUCUAAAGGAAGCAGGAAUCGAGCUCUUCGCCAUCGGUGUGAAGAAUGCUGAUGAGAAUGAGCUGAGAGCCAUCGCGUCUCCUCCUGAGGACACACACGUGUAUAAUGUGGCUGACUUCAGUGUGAUGAGCUCGAUUGUAGAGGGACUGACACGCAUCGUCUGUGACCGGGUAGAUCAUCUCAACAGAGAGAUUAAAGGGGAGACUGGGCCUCCAACAGCCCCUGCCGCUCCUCGUGACCUCGUGACCUCUGAGGUAACUGCUAGAAGUUUCCGUGUGUCGUGGACUGCUGCCCCAGGGCCUGUGGAGAAAUACCGCGUUGUGUAUUAUGCUGCCCGAGGAACUCAGCCUGAGGAGGUGAUGGUGGAUGGGACCCAGUCGUCUGUGGUGCUGAGUUAUCUGAACUCUUUGACAGAAUACCAGGUUGCUGUUUUUGCUGUUUAUGCAAACUCUGCCAGUGAGGCACUGAGAGGGAGUGAGACCACAUUGGCUUUGCCCAUGGUGAGGAACCUGGAGCUUUUUGACAUCACUCACAGUACCAUCAGAGUGCGCUGGGCGUCUGCAGAGGGCGCCACUGGGUACAUGAUCCUAUACGCACCGCUCACCGGGGAGGAGGCUGCUGACGAGAAAGAGGUUAAAGUAGCAGACACUGUCACUGAGGUUGAGUUGGAGGCGUUGACUCCGGCCACAGAGUACACUGUCACAGUUUAUGCCAUGUAUGGAGAUGAGGCCAGUGACCCUAUGACUGCUCAGGGCACCACACUCCCCCUCACCCCCGCCCGAAAUCUGCGGAUAUCUGACGUGGACCACAGUUCAGCUCGGCUCACCUGGGAUGCCGCGUCCCGUAAAGUCACCGGCUAUCGGAUUAUGUACGUGGAGACAGAUGGCGUGAAAACCAACGAGGUGGAGGUGGAUCGUGUCACCACAACGUUGCUAAGAAGCCUGAGUUCUCUGACGGAGUACACUGUCGCCAUCUUUGCCAUCUAUAAGGAGGGCCAGGCUGAGCCUCUCACAGACACCUUCACCACCAAGGACGUUCCUGCUCCGUUGAAUCUUAGGAGCAGUGAGGUGUCCUUUGAUCGCUUCAGGGUGACAUGGCAACACGCUGCCUCUGACGUGGUCCAUUACCGACUCACCUGGACAUCCACCCGCGGAGGAGAGGCCAAAGAGGCUCUGGUGAAAGAGAACACAUACAUGAUCACAGGACUGCAGCCUCUGACAGAGUAUGAGGUCAUAGUCUCUGCUGUCUACGCAGACGAAUCUGAGAGCGACACUGUAGAGAUCACUGAAACUACAGUGGUGCGUCUGGCUGUCAGGAACGUGGAGAUCAGUGAUCAGACGACCUUCAGCAUGCGUGUGUCGUGGGAGCUGCUGGGUGCUGGCGUGCGUGAGUACCGCGUCACCUACGUGUCUACACGAGGAGACCGAGCCCAGCAGGUGGCGACAGUGCCGGCCGGACAGAACAGCGUCCUCCUGCAGCCGUUACUGUCUGACACCGAGUACAGGGUCAGUGUGACCGCUGUUUAUGCCGACGGAGAGGGUCCAGCCGUCACCCGUAUGGGCCGGACAUUGCCUCUCGGUGCUCCAAAGAACCUGAGGGUGUCAGAGGAGUGGUACAAUCGGUUUCGCAUCACAUGGGACACGCCCCCCUCUCCUACUAUGGGCUACAGGAUCGUCUACCAGCCUGUCUCAGGCCCAGGUGAAGCUCUGGAGACGUUCGUUGGUGAUGAUGUGAACACCAUGCUGAUCGUCAACCUGCUCAGUGGGACAGAGUACAGCGUCAGAGUCAUCGCCACCUACACCACUGGAUCAAGCCAAGCACUGACCGGCAGAGCUAAGACACUGUAUCUGGGUGUGUCUAACCUGAACACAUAUCAGGUGCGUAUGACCAGUAUGUGUGUCCAGUGGCAACCCCAUCGUCACGCAACGUUAUACCGUGUGGUCCUCGAGUCUCUCCUCAAUGGAGAACAGCAGGAGGUGCAGCUGGCAGGCGGGUCUUCAAGGCACUGUUUUAAUGACCUCACCCCUGACACACAGUACAGGAUCAGUGUUUACGCUCAACUACAGGACACCGAGGGACCUGCUGUCACUACCAUUCAAAAGACAUUUCCUGUUCCCACUGCACCUCCUACCAGACGUCCCACAACCACACCUGCCCCUACUGUCCCAGUGGCUAGAGAAGUGUGCAGAGCUGCCAAGGCUGAUUUGGUGUUUUUGGUGGAUGGUUCCUGGAGUAUAGGAGAUGAUAAUUUCCAUAAGAUCAUCCGUUUCCUGUACAGCACCGUAGGUUCUCUGGACCAGAUUGGCCCUGAGGGAACCCAGGUGGCCAUAGCCCAGUACAGUGAUGAUGCCAGGACAGAGUUUAAGUUAAACUCUCACAGUAAUAAAGAGAGACUGCUGGAGGCCAUUCAGAGAGUCACUUACAAAGGAGGAAACACUAAAACAGGCAAUGCCAUCAGGCAUGUAAAAGACGCCAUCUUCACGGUAGAGGGCGGAGUCAGGAGGGGCGUGCCCAAAGUCCUAGUCGUCCUGACAGACGGCCGAUCCCAAGAUGAUGUCACAAAGGUCUCCAAGGAGAUGCAGGCAGAAGGCUAUAUCGUGUUUGCGAUCGGCUUUGCGGAUGCGGAUUACGGGGAGCUGGUGAGCAUUGGCAGUAAACCCAGUGACAGACAUGUCUUCUUCGUCGAUGAUCUCGACGCCUUCAAAAAAAUCGAAGAGAAACUCAUCACAUUUGUCUGUGAAGCUGCCUCUGCCACCUGUCCCUCAGUGCCAAUGAGUGGCAGUACUCUGCCUGGUUUCAGAAUGAUGGAGAUGUUUGGAUUGGUGGAGCAUCUGUACAGCAGUGUGGGUGGUGUUUCCAUGGAACCAGGCACCUUCAACAGCUUUCCCUGUUAUAGACUUCACAGCAAUGCUCUCCUGACCCAGUCAACCAGGUUUAUUCAUCCUGAGGGUCUUCCAUCAGACUACACCAUCAGUCUGCUCUUCCGCCUGCUCCCCGAGACGCCACAGGAACCCUUUGCAUUGUGGGAAAUUCUCAACCGAGACAACGAGCCCUUAGUGGGAGUCAUCUUAGACAAUGGUGGGAAAACACUGACCUUCUUUAAUAAUGACUAUAGGGGAGAUUUUCAGACCGUCACCUUCGAGGGCCCAGAGAUUCAAAAACUUUUCUACGGCAGCUUCCACAAGUUACAUGUGGUAAUCAGUAAGACGUCAGUAAAGGCAUUAGUGGACUGUAAAGUGGCCGGUGAAAAACCUGUUAACGCUGCUGGCAACAUCACCACAGACGGAGUGGAGGUGCUGGGUAGAAUGGUUCGGUCCAGAGGCUCCAAAGACAACUCAGCACCGUUCCAGCUCCAGGGCUUUGACAUUGUGUGCAGUACAUCAUGGGCUGGAAGAGAUAAGUGCUGUGAACUGCCUGGACUGAGGAAAGAGGAGGAGUGCCCUGCACUGCCCCGGGCCUGCACAUGCACACAGGACAGCAAAGGACCUCCAGGACCGUCUGGACCACCUGGUGGCCCUGGAGUUAGAGGAGCGAGAGGCGACAGAGGAGAGCCUGGGCCUGUGGGGCCAAUGGGACAAAUAGGUGAUGCUGGGGUUCCAGGACCUCAGGGGACCCCUGGACCACCAGGACCCAGUGGACGCUCUAUCAGGGGCCCACCAGGUGCACCAGGAGAGACAGGUCAGAAAGGUGACCCAGGUUCUCCAGGCCCUCAGGGUGUUCCCGGGACACCAGGAGCAGCUGGGAGAGAGGGACCACCAGGACCAAGAGGUCUUCCAGGCAAAGACGGACCACAGGGGCGAGAAGGACCCACAGGGCCGACAGGAGGUCCUGGAGCCCCUGGAGCCCCAGGUCUGACUGGCCCCCCAGGCCCAACAGGAGGGCAGGGGCCACCGGGCCCACCAGGUCCCAAAGGAGAGAAGGGGGAACGAGGUGAUGCCCAGUCAACUGCAUCAGUCCAAGCCAUUGCCAGACAAGUCUGUGAGCAACUCAUUCAGAGUCAUUUGGCCCGUUACAACUCCAUUCUGAACCACGUCCCAAGUCAACCCGUCUCAAUCCGGACUGUACCUGGCCCACCGGGUGAGCCGGGCCGGCAAGGAUCUCCGGGACCUCAAGGAGAACAGGGUCCACCAGGACCACCAGGAUUCCCAGGAACCAACGGAGAGAACGGACAGCCUGGCAGCCGAGGCACCCCAGGGGAGAAGGGAGAGAAGGGAAGUCCUGGUGUUGGAGUUCAAGGUCCCCGAGGACCACCUGGUCCCCCAGGACCUGCUGGUGUUGGGAGAGCAGGUAGCCCCGGUUCAUCUGGUCGCCCUGGCAACCCUGGAAACCCCGGUCGACCCGGAAUCCCUGGGCCCGUGGGACCCACCGGCCCACCAGGCUACUGCGACCCAAACACAUGUAUGGGUUACAAUGUAGAAGUCCCCUUGGCCCCCGAGUCAUACGAACCCUACACCCCCGAGGAGGGCGGAGAGGACGAGCCAUACCACAGCUACGGAGGCGGAUACUUCCAGCCCAAUUACCCCGUGCCACGCUCCGUCCAGCCCGACGACCCCCUCAUAGCGGAGGACAUGGAGGAGAUGAGGUCGCCUGGCGUGGAGCGCUGGUCACAGAGCGAAAGACAGAGACGUAAACGUCGGGUUGAGAGGAAAGCGGAGAGAGGGAUGAGAAGAGCGUCUCAUUAG
Chanos chanos (milkfish) is the source of this 5469-nucleotide messenger RNA. It is a transcript of the gene col14a1b, whose product is annotated as collagen, type XIV, alpha 1b. Gene Ontology annotation, molecular function: protein binding. NCBI's taxonomy places the organism in Eukaryota, Metazoa, Chordata, Actinopteri, Gonorynchiformes, Chanidae. Gene Ontology annotation, cellular component: interstitial matrix. The transcript has 45 exons. The record is from RefSeq and is a predicted model, not a curated record.